ACAAAUUCGAAUAGUUUCCAUUAAUACAAUUAACUUCAAAAUGUUGUACAUUUUUUUUAAGAAAAGUAAAAUAAUUAUUUUUUUAACGUGCCUAAUGGAUUUUACACCUAUUUCUAAUAAAUCUUUUGUCAAAACUUCAGGCACUACAGAGGAAUUUUCUUCGUUGCCAAAUUCAUACGAUGGGGAUAAUAAUAUAAGGCGACUUACGUUAUUUGAUAUACUGGAUGUUUCACACAUAAAAGAAUUAAAAAAAUAUUUCUAUUAUGAUGAAAAUUCUGAAAAAUGUCAUCCGUUGAACAAGAAUGAUUUUGUAGAAGCUAUUUGUUCCAUCACUAAUCAUGAAUCACUUGUAGAAGAAGCAAAAGAUUUUUUCGAAAAAGCUUGUGUCGAAGACCCUAAGUUAAAGAUAGAUGUAUUGACUUGGAAACAAAUUUUAGAUGAAAUUCGAUAUAUUGCGGCAAUAUCAGAACACUUUAAGGAAAAAAAUUUAUUUGAACAAAAUGUAUCAAUGUAUUUAAUGUCACACUGCAAACAUGAAGUUAUUAUUAAAGUCUUGAGUAUUGAAACAGAAGAGUCUUUUUGCUAUACGAUUAUUUCAAAAUUUGGUAAAAUCGGUAUAUAUGACGGUCGAUUAAAUCUUCUCAGAGAAUACGCGUUGCAAUUAUUUCAAUUCUCAGAUGAUUCAGUAAAGACAUCUCGCCGUCGUCGAAACACAUGGAUUAACGAUGCCAUCUAUAUGUCUGAUGCUCAGUUUAUAGCUUUAAUUACAUCGGACGGUGCUAUUCACUUCAUUGAUACGGUUUGCCUAAUUCACGUUCCUACCUUUAUAAUUACAGGCUUAAAAAAUACACCUACUAGCUUGGAAUACUGUGCUGGCAACACUUCCUUAUUAUUUGUUGGUGACGAUAAAGGAUAUAUAACUUAUUUGGAAUUUCAACAACCUUUAAGAUCCUUAUUCAAAAGGGAUCCUACAAAUAAGGUCGAUGUGUAUUUGUUCAAAGAAUUAUAUCUUCAAGAAAAAUGGGUAAAAGUUUACACAAGUAUUGAGCCAUUGCAUUCAGAUUAUGUUAAACAAAUAACAUAUUGUCAUGCUAAAAAAAGUAUACUGAGUUGUUGCUACAGCUCAAAAAGAUCUCUAGUUAUUAAACAUCUUUAUGACCAAUGGAGUCCGUACAUAUUUAAUAUAAAAAAUGGAGUACGUUGUUUUAAUUACAGCGAACAGUUAAAAUUAUUGGUAACUGGAUGUUCAACAACCAUUUACGUCUGGAAUCCAGUAGUAACUAAUAAACAUAUGGCUAUACUAAAUGGACACAAUAAAAAAGUAGUAGACGUAAGAAUUUUGGAACAUUUAAAUGCCAUAAUCAGUAUUUCCAAAGAUGAGGUAUUUAAAAUUUGGGACCUGAACAGUUAUUUGUGUUUACAAACAAUAGAAUUCGAUUUUCCAGUGAAUAGUGUAUUGAAGAAGGUCGUAGAAUUUAGUUUGAGAAGUUUUUAUCCAGGACCUAUAACUAAGCAACCCCCCGAAGAACAACAGGCUUCGUUAAAAUCAAUAGAUGUUAGUAAUAUAACUAGCCUACCAACUAGUAGUUAUUUACCAAAAGAAAAUUGGGUUUCUAAUGUCUUACUAGUUGCGUGUUCUAACUUUAUAGCGAUACUUCAAUUAUCUUUGAAAGAAACCUUUCAAAAACGGUCACCAUUAUCUCCACCUCUUGAAGAAAAAAAACCAGCACUACCUUCGGAAUGGAGUUUCAGUGACAUUGAGUUUAUAAACAUUGAAGACGUGAAUGAAGUACAUUUAAGUUCUCCAAAAAUUAAUAAUGAUUCCAUGAAAAAAAAUCUCAUUAAGGGUAGACCUAAAUUAAAUCAUGUAGCAUUUUGCAUAGAUCCAUUUAGAAAAUACAAUAAUCCCACAAUGAGAAAUUAUGUAGAAGAAAUGGUAAAAAACGGUACACCUCAUUUAGCUAUGCACUUAUGUUCAGUGAACAAAUUAGAGCUAUCUAAAGAUUUAAUAUUAUCUGAAACAGUAAAAGCUAAGUUUCCUUAUUUGAAUAAAAUUAAUGACUUACUUAAUGAUGGUGUCAUAUAUGAUAGUAAAUUAUCACUUCCGAUAAAAAAAAUGAUACCUAAUCAAGUGAUCACCCUAGAAAAACUUAUGAAUGAAAUUAAUUCAUUAGAAUUUGAAGACAACGAUAAUUUUGAAGAAAAAAUACAACAUUUUAUUUAAUAUAAAAAAUA
Daktulosphaira vitifoliae (grape phylloxera) is the source of this 2235-nucleotide messenger RNA. RefSeq lists its product as uncharacterized. Lineage: Eukaryota; Metazoa; Arthropoda; Insecta; Hemiptera; Phylloxeridae. Gene Ontology annotation, molecular function: protein binding. The coding region runs from base 41 to 2224 and encodes 727 amino acids. The transcript is spliced from 9 exons. The record is from RefSeq and is a predicted model, not a curated record.